Girardinichthys multiradiatus is the source of this 3937-nucleotide messenger RNA. RefSeq names its product cilia and flagella associated protein 70 (gene cfap70). Gene Ontology annotation, molecular function: protein binding. Gene Ontology annotation, cellular component: motile cilium; extracellular exosome. Gene Ontology annotation, biological process: cilium assembly; cilium movement. The transcript has 26 exons. The record is from RefSeq and is a predicted model, not a curated record. Lineage: Eukaryota; Metazoa; Chordata; Actinopteri; Cyprinodontiformes; Goodeidae. Bases 68 to 3313 code for a protein of 1081 amino acids.
UUGAUUACUUCUGCCAUUAAAAGUGACAACUGAAAUCAUUAGCUUGUUGUCUUUAACUCCGCUAAAAAUGUCGGACAUAGAGACGCCUGGAGAAACGACAAAAGCAAAUUUGGCGAUAGAAAUAACAGUAAAACGUGGACAUAACCUGCAAGGGAAGACGACACACAGUUUCCACAGUUUUCUGCAGGUUGCGAUGGGUGGAGUGAUGCUGGGAGAGUCAGAUAAGAAACACGUCAACAAUGUGGAACACGUUGAUUAUGACUUUACUUGCAGCUUUAAUCCACCAAAUGACGCCCAGACUUUCAGUGACAUAGCCCAAAAACCAAUCACAGUUACAGUGAUGGAGGUCCUGCAUGAGGGUAAAAGAGGUGAGGCAAAAACAGUGGCACUGGGCCAAGCCGUGAUUGACCUGAUCCCACUCCUGCAAGGUCAGUGCAACCUUUCUUGCACGGUCCCAGUGAAUCCUGUGAUCAGUCCUGGGAUCAAAGAAUCUCGGCAGGGAUUCAACCGAAAGCAAACAACCCUGGAUGUUUGUAUCAGCGUGUUGGAUCCCCUACUGUCUAAAGCGCAACUCUCAACCUGUACCUUCAUGAAGGUAACUGUUGAAACAGCGUAUUCUGUACCUGAGUCAUGGACGCUGCCAUCGGGGUUAGCUCCCAGUCCCUUUACAUACACCGCUGCCCUGGAGGUUCCUCUAACUGCAGAUCAAGAUCAGGUGCUGAUGUUCUGUGAAGGACAGCUGAAGGCUGGAGGGCAGAGGGAGGUCAAAGGCCGUCAGAGGAAGAGGCCCCAUCAAGCCUUACUGGUGCCAGGGAACCACUUCAUACCCGGAGCCUUUUUUCAUCCAGAGCCCAUUGAACAUGAGGAUGGAGAGCUAACUGCCUUAGAGGACCGGUCAUUUCGUACUGAGGCGGAGAUUACAAAGAAUAGGGUAAGCUGGGACACAGAGGUGCGAUGCUUCCUGGAUGCCGGUGGAGUUUCCAGACUGCAACAGAGAAUCAGAGAGAGCCGACUGUGGCCAGUGGAGAUAAUGAGGUCUUCAAUUCCAUUAGCAAAGCUAGGUGAGGACAACUCACAGAUCCCCUUCCAUGGUUUGGUAUGUGUUGACAUGGGGCGGCUGUUGUAUCCUGGAGUCUCACGCAUUCGAGGAGCAUACACCUUUCAGCCUUUCUAUGAGACCGAGCUUCUGAACAAGGCCAAGCGGAGAGUCAGUGUGUUAAAGGAGCAGGCUAAGGCAGCAGCCAUCCAGGCUAAAGCUCGGGCCAGCUCUGCUGUAGGGACUUCCAAAAAACCAUGGAAGAACUAUGAUGGAAGCAACAAGGGAACCAAGGAUCACAAAGAUCAAGCUAAAAAGCAAACUCUAAAUCAGAACAGCCUGCCUACAGCUGAUUGCACUCCUGAAAGCUUCUCUGACACUGAGCUGCCAGACAAUGUAGAAGGAAAUAUGUAUGUGGAGGCCAAAACGUAUGUUAUCAUCGAGAUAUCCUUGAAUGAACCACUGAUACCAAAAACACCCCCUGAGGAACUGGCUACAAGGGUGAAGGCACUGAUCCCUCCAAGACCCGAACGUCAGGCUGGUCCUAGCAGAGCAGAAAGAGCCGUGCUGGACUUCCACAGGCAGGUAGCCAACACAGUGGCUGCUGUCUCUGAGCAGUAUGUCGAAUCACUUGGAGAAAAUAGCGAGCUGCUUGAAAGCCUUAGCAAAGAGCAAAUAUUGGCUGAGGUGAUGGGAGGCCUCAAUGUCUCUGGACGAUAUUUUACCUUCAAGGAGCAGAUGAAGCGGGCGGUGGUAAGGAUUGUACGUGACAAGAUGCAGCGGACAGAGCCUUUCAAUGAUCCUCAAGAUGUGAAACAAUUUGUCAACAAGCUCUAUGUCUACCUGGUGGAUGAAAUGCAUUUGGCCCUCAACAAGAUUUCUUCCAAUGAUGUGAAAGAAGACUGCAUAGAAGAAGUAAAGUUCGAAUCCUGUCAGCUGAGACAUUUCGCUAAAGAGGCACAAUUUACUGGGAAUUAUCAGCAGGCGGCUCAGUACUACCAAGAGUUAGUGGUGAGGCACCCUGAUGAUCCGUUGCACAGGUUUGAGUGGGGAAGCCUGUACAUGUUGAUGGGGGACUACGUGAAAGCUAAAGAGUGUUACCAUGAUGCUGUGUCCACCCAACAAACACACCAGCCCAGCCUGAUGAUGUGUGGGGUUGUGGCCGUGAUGUUUGAGCGUUACAAAGAAGCCCAGACCUUCCUGGAGCAAGCCACCGGCAUAGACCCACCCAGUGUGGAGGCCUGGACGUUGCUGGGUUUGCUCCAUUUAAGUAUAAAUGACCCCAUCCUGUCUGAGAGAGCAUUUCUGGAGGCCAAGAGGCUACUUGGGGAAGAUGAAGCAAACAAUAAAACAAACAUAGACAUUGAGAAGAAACAGAGUGAGGACAACAUUAAAAAUGUGAAGGUCCAGCAGGAUGGACAGGAGACAGGUAUUCUUGCACAGUUUCCCACAGUUGAGCAAGGCCCAGAGGUCUUAGACCCGGUCACAGAGCAGCAGGAGCCGUCAGCACAGAGUGACGUCUCCAGACCAAUUCCAGCUAGACUCACCCAUUCCAUUUUCACACACACAGCGCAGUUCCUGCUGCAGAACAAUGUCCUACAGAUGGCAGAAUAUGCUUUGUCCCAAGAGCUGCUGUGUUCUGAAGGAGGUUGGACUGCUGCCUACCUUUUUAACCUGGCCCAGUUGCAGCUGCUCAAAGGGGAGUACAGCAGUGCUACUCACAGCCUGAAAGAAGCACUGUUUCAGGAAGAUCUGAACCCAGAUGUCUGGGCCUUGAAAGGUCACUGUCACUACCUGCAAGGGAUAUUUACUGAAGCCAAGGAGAGUUAUGAGUGGAGCCUGAUCUUUCCACAACCACCUUCAGACUCUCACAUUGUUCUCCUUCGCCUGGGAUCCAUCUAUCUUAUGGAGAAAAAGUUUGAUCAAGCUAAGGAAGUCUUCCUGCAGGCGUGUGAGCAGUCUCCGUCCUGCCUGACCUGGUUGGGCCUCGGCAAAGCCUGCUACAAGUUGGAGGAGCUCUGUGUAGCUGAGGAGGCUUUAGCUGUGGCCACUCAUUUGAAUGCAGAGAAUGCAGAGGUGUGGGCUUACUUGUCUUUAAUCAGCCUCAAGUCUGGGAGACAAGAAGAGGGAGAUCAGUUUUAUAAAUAUGCAAUCAGAUUCAACCUGCAGGAGUCGUCCCUCCUCAGAGAGAUCAGUGAGCUGAAGGAUCAGAUUCGAAUGAGUCAGCUGGCAUCAAGCUUCAGAACCAGUGCUGAAGCAGAGGUUGAAACAGUUUAACCAAGCUUUUUGUCAAUACAACAUUUUAUCUGCAUUAGCCAUGUAUUUCAAAUAAAAUUUAAUUGUAUUUUUACAUUGGAAUGUCUUAAAAUAAAACAAAUGAAGAGAUGAAGCCAUAAAAAUUCAACUCAGAGCACAAACAAAUGAAUUGCUUUUUUUUAAAGAAUGUAACAAAAUAAAUAAAAGAAAAAAAACAUGUAGUUGCACAAUAUUAAAUAACAAGUGACAUUGUAUAUUAAAUUAUGUCCAUGAGCACAUUAAAACAGUGCAGUGCGUAUGUUUUACAUAUUUUUAUAAACACAAGAUUCCUAACUUUGCGUAACCUUUCAUUCAGAUUCUGCUGUGACUCUGCAUAGAGGCAUGAAAGAUUCACAAAUGCUAAACUUGCAAUGCAACAUAUUAUUAUACAUGGUCAUGAUGAUUUAAAUGUUACCCUGUUGUGACAAAAAGCUAUAAUGCAUAUAGCAUUUGUUUAUCUCAUUUUAAGGUCUCAACAUUUUGCUGAAAUACUGCAAAAUUUGGCACAACUCUCUUAGAGAAUGAAAAUGUCAUGGAUUAUAUUUCUCAGCUGUAAAGUAGAGCAUUUCCUCGUGUUUCAAUAAAUGCAUUUCAGGCCUCCGUUGA